CUCCAUCUUUUUCAAGUUGAGGAAAAAAAUUGUAUUUGUUCAUAGGUAGGUUGAUUAACAGAAAACUUGAUUGGACAUGAGAUUUAUUGAAAUAUCGCAAGCAGGUGUCAUUUGAACAUCCACAAAUUAGGUCAUGAAUUUGGGGCUGAAAGAUGUGAACAGCACGGGGCUGGGAGGCGGCAUGGAGACCCUGCACGUGCUCACAGACCAGGUGGGCGAAGGAGGAAAGACGGUCCACCCCAUCCCUCUGAUCUCGGUGGACCUCAGCCUUCAGAUCGUGUGGUUCACCGUGCUGGUCAGCAUCUGCUCCAUCUUUGGCACUGUCGGCAACAUCCUUGUUCUGCUCGUCUACGUGCAGCGCAACGACAGGCGCACCGCCAACACCUUCAUCCGGGUGCUGGCCGUCAUCGACCUCGUCGUCUGCGCCAUCAUCAUGCCAUACACCAUCGUCUACGAGCUGCACCUGGUGACCUCCGACCUUCUCUGCCGCGCGGUCGAGCUCCUGCGUCACGUGGCCAUCACGGCGUCCAACCUGACGAUCGUCGCCGUCGCCGUAGAACGCUACGUGGCCGUGUGCGUCAUACGUCACCGUCUGACGGUCCAGAACGUCAACCACGGCAUGAUCGUCGUGGUGGUUGGCUCCGUCGUCAUCUCCCUCCCUUCCAUCGCCGUAUUCGCCGUCGUCAGUGAGGAGGAGGUCAAGGGGUUGCCGUGCUCGCUACCUCAUCAGUUCUCGCCCAACUACACCUUCUGCCACUUCACUCUCACCAUCGCGGGCCCAGUCCUCAGCCGCAGCUACCAGGCCGGUCUCAUGCUCAUCUUCUUUCUCUCCUUCGUCCUCAUCCUCUUCUUCUACGCGCUGGUCUACGUGUCGCUAUGGAGACGCUGCAGACGGCGAGCACGGAACUGCGCGAAGGUCGACUCCGACGUCUCUGAGAUGGAGAAGAAAGAAAGUUCCGUGUCAUUUCCGGAAGGAAUUCAGGACCAGAAAGAACUAUUUCUGCAAGACUUGCAGGGCCUGCUGGAGAAUGUCAACCAGGGGACAAAAUGUUUGAUGCCAGAGCGCGCCACCCGGGAGUCGACCGACCAACCGUUCACAUCCUCACCUGCUGGGGCACCGUUCGGCAUCUCCGUUGCCAGUGGCAACCGCAGGCAGAGCCAGUUGUACACGCGAACUGCCCGGAUGUUGUUUCUGUGUAGCAUCGUCUUUCUGGUCACGUGGCUGCCUUUCUGGGUGGACAUAUUUGGCUUCACUCACAACCUGUGUCUCAGGUACUUGUUUUUCGUGGGCAACGCCUCCAACCCACUGAUAUACGGACUGGCCAAACUCUCACUUCAGACAUUCGUUGAUGAAAGUUUUAUCGAAGUACAAACCUCUGUGGUGCAUGACAUUCAGAAAUGGAGUCAAGUGACAUCAUGUUGAUGUGUAAACUAUUCUAUAGUUUUGUUGUCUGUGGACAAGUGGACAACAAACAAAAUUCCUUCAUCGCAGCAGUCGGUGAAGAACUGUAUGAUGAGCUUUUGAGUUGUUAAAAAAGAGAAGAUAAUGACGAUGAAAAGUGUUUGAUAAACAUUUACAUUCUUGGUGACAAUACUAUAAACCGCA
Molecule: messenger RNA, 1606 nt
Organism: Pomacea canaliculata
Lineage: Eukaryota; Metazoa; Mollusca; Gastropoda; Architaenioglossa; Ampullariidae
Product: gastrin/cholecystokinin type B receptor-like
Exons: 1
Coding region: 134-1423 (429 amino acids)
Biological process (GO): neuropeptide signaling pathway
Cellular component (GO): membrane
Molecular function (GO): G protein-coupled peptide receptor activity
Source: RefSeq, a predicted model, not a curated record